AUGGCCGCCGCCGUCGCUGCUGCCGCGGAUGUUGAGAACCCUCUUUUGAAGGACUUCGAGUUCCCUCCGUUUGAUUCCGUCGAGGCCGACCAUGUCCGUCCUGGGGUUCGCGCUCUGCUCAAGCAGCUCGAGGAUGAUCUGGAGGAACUGGAGAGGACCGUGGAGCCGACUUGGUCGAAGCUGGUGGAGCCGUUGGAGAAGAUUGUCGAUAAAUUGACCGUUGUUUGGGGCAUGGUUAAUCACCUGAAGGCGGUCAAGGAUACCGCUGAGCUCCGGGCUGCUAUCGAGGAAGUUCAGCCCGACAAAGUCAAGUUUCAGCUCAGGUUGGGACAGAGUAAACCCAUUUAUAAUGCUUUUAAGGCCAUUCAGGAAUCUCCCGAGUGGCAGCAUCUCAGUGAUGCUCGGAAGCGGAUAGUUGAGGGCCAAAUAAAGGAAGCGGUCCUCAGUGGUGUUGCUUUAGAGGACGAGAAAAGAGAAGAGUUCAAUAAAGUUGAGCAGGAACUGGAAAGAUUGUCUCAAAAGUUCGACGAGAAUGUGCUGGAUGCCACAAAGAAGUUUGAAAGACUUGUCACGGAUAAGAAAGAGAUUGAAGGAUUGCCUGCCACUGCACUUGGGUUGGCUGCACAGACGGCUGUAUCCAAGGGUCACCCUGGGGCAACUUGUGAGGAUGGACCAUGGAUAAUUACUUUGGAUGGCCCUAGUUUUGUGUCUGUCAUGCAACAUGCUCGAAACCGUGGUUUGCGAGAAGAAGUUUAUCGUGCCUAUGUUACUCGUGCUUCAAGUGGAGAUCUGGAUAAUACACCAAUCAUUGAUCAAAUAUUAAAGCUUAGGCUGGAAAAGGCUAAGCUACUUAACUAUAAUAAUUAUGCUGAGGUAAGCAUGGCAACCAAAAUGGCUACAGUUGAGAAAGCUCAAGACCUUAUGGAAAAACUGCGAUCGGCUUCUUGGGAUGCAGCUGUUAAAGACUUGGAAGAGCUUAAAUAUUUUGCCAAAAGCCAAGGUGCUGCAGAAGCAGAUGACUUGAGACACUGGGACAUCAGCUUUUGGGCAGAGAGGCUACGUGAGGCAAAAUAUGAUAUCAACGAGGAGGAGCUGCGGCCUUAUUUCUCAUUACCGAAGGUUAUGGAUGGUCUUUUCAAUCUUGCGAAAAAGCUCUUUGACAUAAAUAUUGAAGCAGCUGAUGGCCUCGCUCCUGUUUGGAAUACAGAUGUUCGGUUCUAUUGCAUCAAGGAUUCCUCAGGCUCGCCAACUGCAUACUUCUAUUUUGAUCCUUAUUCCCGUCCAUCUGAGAAAAGGGGAGGUGCAUGGAUGGAUGAGGUCGUUGGAAGAAGUCGUGUUCUGUCACGCAAUGGUACCAGUCCAAGGUUACCAGUAGCGCAUAUGGUAUGCAAUCAAACACCACCAGUUGGUGACAAACCAAGUCUUAUGACAUUCAGUGAGGUUGAAACUGUCUUCCAUGAGUUUGGCCAUGCUCUUCAACACAUGCUUACCAAGGUGGAUGAGGGCCUUGUUGCUGGAAUCAGGGGAAUAGAGUGGGAUGCUGUGGAAUUGCCUUCUCAAUUUAUGGAAAAUUGGUGCUAUCACAGAGAAACCUUGAUGGGCAUUGCGAAACACUACGAAACUGGUGAGAACCUACCAGAAGAGGUGUUCUUGAAGCUUGUGGCUGCACGAACAUAUCGGGCGGGUACCCUUAGUCUACGUCAGUUAAAAUUUGCAACAACAGAUUUGGAAUUGCACUUAAAUUAUGUGCCAGGAGGUCCGGAAUCUGUCUAUGAUGUGGAUCAGAGAGUCUCAAAGCGUACACAGAUUAUCCCACCUUUGCCAGAAGAUAGAUUCCUUUGUGGUUUCAGUCAUAUUUUUGCAGGUGGAUAUGCGGCGGGAUAUUACAGUUAUAAGUGGGCUGAGGUAUUAUCUGCAGAUGCUUUUUCAGCUUUUGAAGAUGCUGGAUUGGAUGACAACAAGGCUGUUAAAGAGACGGGACACAAAUUCCGGGAAACUGUUCUCGCUCUUGGUGGUGGCAAAGCGCCGUUGGAGGUGUUUGUGGAGUUCCGAGGUCGUGAACCUUCUCCGGAGGCGCUACUACGCCACAAUGGUCUGUUGGCAGCAGCUGCCUCUGCAUGA
Molecule: messenger RNA, 2121 nt
Organism: Linum trigynum
Lineage: Eukaryota; Viridiplantae; Streptophyta; Magnoliopsida; Malpighiales; Linaceae
Source: the annotation of a GenBank genome assembly